Messenger RNA from Aspergillus niger, 1602 nucleotides. RefSeq lists its product as uncharacterized. NCBI's taxonomy places the organism in Eukaryota, Fungi, Ascomycota, Eurotiomycetes, Eurotiales, Aspergillaceae. Gene Ontology annotation, molecular function: IMP dehydrogenase activity. Gene Ontology annotation, cellular component: cytoplasm. The coding region runs from base 1 to 1602 and encodes 533 amino acids. The record is from RefSeq and is a predicted model, not a curated record. The transcript is spliced from 3 exons. Gene Ontology annotation, biological process: GTP biosynthetic process.
AUGCAGGCCGAGAUCCAGGACCACACCAAGGCCCUGGAGGUCCUGAAAACCUACACUACCCAGGAUGGUCUGGACGUUGACACCCUGCUUGACUCGGACAAGCACGGAGCGUUGACCUACAACGACUUCCUUAUCUUGCCCGGAUACAUCGGCUUCCCUGCCUCCGAUGUCACUCUGGACACUCCCGUCACCAAGCGUGUCUCUCUGAAGGUUCCCCUUCUGUCCUCUCCCAUGGAUACCGUUACCGAGCACAACAUGGCCAUCCACAUGGCUCUGCUGGGUGGUCUGGGUGUUAUCCACCACAACUGCGCUCCUGAGGAGCAGGCCGAGAUGGUCCGCAAGGUCAAGAGAUACGAGAACGGUUUCAUCUCUGAUCCCGUUGUCCUUUCUCCCAAGGCCACUGUCCGCGAGGCCAAGGAACUUAAGGCCAAGUGGGGCUUCGGUGGUUUCCCUGUUACUGAGAACGGAACCCUCCGCUCCAAGCUUGUUGGUAUUGUCACUUCCCGUGACAUCCAGUUCCACCACGACCUUGAUGACUCCGUCACCGCCAUCAUGUCCACUGACCUCGUCACUGCCCCCGCUGGCACCACCCUGGCCGAGGCUAACGAGGUCCUCCGUUCCUCGAAGAAGGGCAAGCUCCCCAUCGUUGAUGAGAACGGCAACCUUGUCUCCCUGCUGUCCCGCAGCGACUUGAUGAAGAACCUGCACUACCCCCUCGCCUCCAAGCUCCCCCAGUCCAAGCAGCUCAUCGCCGCUGCUGCCAUUGGUACCCGUGAGCAGGACAAGACCAGACUCAAGCUCCUUGUUGACGCUGGUCUCGACAUUGUUAUCCUGGACAGCAGCCAGGGUAACAGCAUGUACCAAAUUGAGAUGAUCAAGUGGAUCAAGCAGAACUUCCCCGAGAUCGACGUUAUCGGUGGUAACGUUGUCACUCGUGAGCAAGCCGCAGCUUUGAUUGCUGCUGGUGUCGAUGGCCUGAGAAUUGGCAUGGGCAGCGGCAGUGCUUGCAUCACCCAGGAGGUUAUGGCUGUUGGCCGUCCCCAGGCUAUUGCUGUCCGCAGCGUCACCGCUUUCGCUGCUCGCUUCGGUGUUCCUUGCAUCGCUGACGGUGGUGUCCAGAACGUUGGUCACAUCGUCAAGGGUCUGGCUAUGGGUGCCUCCACUGUCAUGAUGGGAGGUCUCCUUGCCGGUACCACCGAGUCUCCUGGCGAGUACUUCAUGAGCAAGGAGGGUCAGCUCGUCAAGGCCUACCGUGGUAUGGGCAGUAUCGCCGCCAUGGAGGACAAGAAGGCUGGCGCUGGUUCCAAGGACAGCAAGGCCAGCAACGCUGGUACUGCUCGUUACUUCUCUGAGAAGGACGGCGUCCUGGUUGCUCAGGGUGUUGCUGGCUCCGUUCUCGACCGUGGUUCUGUCACCAAGUUCGUCCCCUACCUCGUUGCUGGUGUCCAGCACUCCCUGCAGGACAUUGGUGUCAAGAGCCUUAAGGCUCUGCACGAGGGUGUGGACAACGGAACUGUCCGCUUCGAGAUGAGAAGUGCCAGCGCCAUGGCCGAGGGUAACGUCCACGGUCUCCACAGCUACGACAAGAAGCUCUACUCUUAA